Molecule: messenger RNA, 1887 nt
Organism: Mollisia scopiformis
Lineage: Eukaryota; Fungi; Ascomycota; Leotiomycetes; Helotiales; Mollisiaceae
Product: putative glucosidase 2 subunit beta
Exons: 3
Coding region: 69-1748 (559 amino acids)
Biological process (GO): N-glycan processing
Cellular component (GO): glucosidase II complex
Source: RefSeq, a predicted model, not a curated record
CUUCAAGCUCCCUCCAGCUUCUAUCACAACCAUCAACUCACUCAAUCACCACCCACAACACCGCAAAAAUGAGGAGAAUAGAAACAUUGGUGCUGCUCAGCACCUUCACAACCGGUAUCCUCGCCGCAGAGUCCUCUCGUCCUCGUGGUGUAUCGCCAGAAUUCGCGAAAUUCUACAAAGACCCAAACGUCUUCACCUGUAUCUCCAACCCAUCCAUCACCCUCACCCCCUCGCAGAUCAACGACGAGUACUGCGACUGCCCAGACGGCUCAGACGAACCCGGCACCGCAGCCUGCACCUACCUCUCCGCGCUCUCUCCGCCUCAACCUAUAUCCGGGACCCCCAACACGACACUCGCCCUCCCAGGCUACUACUGCAAGAAUAAAGGCCACAUCCCAAGCUACGUCCCGCACAGCUACGUCAACGACGGCGUCUGCGACUACGAGCUCUGCUGCGACGGCAGCGACGAGUGGGCCGGCGUCGGGGGCACGAAAUGUGAGGAUCGCUGUAAGGAGAUUGGGAGGGAGUGGAAGAGACUCGAUGAUCUGCGGCAGAAGGCUGCAAGGACGGCGGCGAAGAGGCGCAUGGAGUUGGUGGGCGAGGCGCAGGCGUUGAGGGCCGGGGUGGAGAUUAAGAUUGGGAGGCUGGAGACGGAGAUUAGGGAGCUGGAGCGGAAGGCGGCGGAUUUGAAGAUUAGGUAUGAGGAGGUUGAGAGGAGGGAGAGGGGACGGGUGGUUAAGAGUGCUGGGGGAAAGGGGAGUAAGGUUACGGUGCUAGCGGGGCUGGCGAGGGCGAGGGUUGAGGAGUUGAGGGAGGCGCUUGUGGGGGUUGUGGGUAAGAGGGAUGCGUUGAGGAAGAGGGUUAAGGAGUUGGAGGGCAUAUUGGCUACGUUUAAGGAGGAGUAUAAUCCUAACUUUAACGAUGAGGGGGUUAAGCGUGCAGUGAAGAGUUGGGAGGAUUACGCUGCUAAUAAGAAGGAGGAGGAUGUUAGUGCUGAGGAUCGAGAUCUGGAGGAGAUUUCCAAGCCUGAUAGCGAGAGUGAGGGGAUCAAUUGGGCGGAGUGGGAGACGGGGGAUGAGGAGAGUGAUGUUGAUGCUCUCUACAAAUUCGAAGAAUACCUCCCAGCCCCAGUCCGCACCUGGGUCCACCAAAAACUCACAGAUCUCCGCAUCCUGCUGAUCGAAAACGGUAUCCUAGCCGAUAACGCCAAUUCGGGCAGCGAAUCCAAAGCCGUGACCGAUGCUCGCAACGCUUACCAAACCGUCAACGACGAUGUGGGAAUCAAGCAAACAUCUCUCGGCGAUCUAAAGAAUGAUCUCGAGAAAGAAUACGGUCCCGAUGAUAUCUUCCGUGCCUUGAAAGGGACGUGCGUCUCUAAAGACUCAGGCGAGUAUGAGUACGAACUCUGCUGGAUGGAUCAGACGAAGCAAAAAUCUAAGAAAGGCGGUGGACACACGGGGAUGGGCAACUUUGUACGCUUCGACAAGACGACGGUAGAUGAGGAGAUCGGGGCUGAUGGCAAGGGGUUGGGGAGCGGGGAGAGGAUGGUGCUGAUGUAUGAGAAUGGACAGCAUUGUUGGAAUGGGCCGAAUCGGCAGACGACGGUGGUGCUGGCUUGUGCGGAGAAGGAUGAGAUUUGGAAGGUGGUGGAGCAGGAGAAGUGUAUGUAUCGGAUGGAUGUCGGGACGCCGGCUGCGUGUGAUAAGGAGAAGAAGAGUGGUGGUGGGGAGAAGAAGGAUGAGUUGUAGAGGAGGAGAGGGAGGGGGAUUGUAUGGUGCGUUUGGGUGGAUAAAAUGUAUAAAUACAUAAGAUGAAUGUGAACAUUAGAUUAGUGUUGCGGGUACGAGCUUUGCUGAGAGUGUGAAAUAGCCUUUUUUCUGUUGCAGG